AUGGCGGACGACGAAGACUACUUCGCCGCUAGCCGAAAGGCCCACGACAAAUACCUUGCAGACAUUGAGCAACGAUUUUGCGACGUGAGCGACGCAUUCUUAGCGGACAUCAAAGCGGAAGGUGCAAAAAGCGUUCAAGCGGCGAAAGAUUUCGAUCAACGGUGCACGUAUCAAAACAAGGAUUUGACCGACAUCCACAAGCGACUAGCACAACGGCGAGUGCGAAGCCUUCUCGCGGAGAGUCAAGAUACAUCUCGGCAGCCUACCUCAAGUUCCAUGCGAGGUGACUACAAACAGGCGCGGUUUCUCAGCGAAACACCCUUGCGAGAGGUUGAGAAGUAA
Messenger RNA from Pyrenophora tritici-repentis Pt-1C-BFP, 342 nucleotides. RefSeq lists its product as uncharacterized. NCBI's taxonomy places the organism in Eukaryota, Fungi, Ascomycota, Dothideomycetes, Pleosporales, Pleosporaceae. The record is from RefSeq and is a predicted model, not a curated record.